Molecule: messenger RNA, 1818 nt
Organism: Saccharomycopsis crataegensis
Lineage: Eukaryota; Fungi; Ascomycota; Saccharomycetes; Ascoideales; Saccharomycopsidaceae
Product: protein phosphatase regulator
Exons: 1
Coding region: 1-1818 (605 amino acids)
Biological process (GO): regulation of glycogen biosynthetic process
Cellular component (GO): protein phosphatase type 1 complex
Molecular function (GO): glycogen binding; protein phosphatase 1 binding
Source: RefSeq, a predicted model, not a curated record
AUGACUACCUCCGCUAACCACCCGUAUUAUCUCCCUCCAAUAUCUCUGAAAGAUAACACCCCUUCAUGUCAAACAAGCAACCCAAAUACCUUCCCCAUCACAAACCCUUCCUCCUCCUCCUCCUCCCCAUCAUCCCUCGAAGAUAAUAUUCCUCAAUCAUACUUCUCUGAUGACUGUUGUACCAUCAUUGGCAACUCUUGCUCGUCUUCCACUAGCUCUUCCCCCGGAGACUCCAGCCCUUCCAAUGAGUCUUGCUUGUCUUCGUACUCCUCUUGUUCCUCAUUAGAUUCCCACGACGACGACCUCAUAUCUUCUUCAUCUUCUUUUCCUAAAAUCCUUGCCAACGACAAACAAUCCUUAUCCAACAAGAACAACAACAAAUUACUCUCACGUUUGAUCAAUAAUGGCCAUAACCAUAGUGAUUUAUCCAACAACUCUUCCGACUCAUUAUCAACAUUCAUCCUCAGUGACCCACCAUCGCAACAACCAGCCCCAUCCGAUUUGAAAAUUGAAACCUCUAACCACGAUCCGCUUCCCCCAUCAUCAACUACCAACAGUUUACCAAUCUCUCCUACCAAAAAAUUAAAACCAUCGCUAAAAUUAUCAAGCAGUAAUUUACCAUCAUCCUCCACUCUCCGGAAAAAUCUCUUGACCAGAUCAAAUUCCGUCCCCUUGUUCUCAUCUUCGAAAAAAAGCGUCAAAUUCCCUGCCAACGAUGGUCUUGAGAAUAUCGUAUUCUUCAAAAAAAACGAUACCCCCCUCAGUGUCAGUGGAGUGCCAUCCAGUGAUGAUGAAGAUUACGAUGAAGAAAGCGAAGAGUUCUUUGAUAAUGACUCGUUCAAAUCCGAAGAUUUCUUCAUAUCCCACGGCAAGCAUCAUACCACUAAACACUUUACAGAUAAUGACAAGGUGAACUUCUUGUUGGAUCAUAACGAGAGUAGCGACGAUGAAAUGUAUCAUGUACCAUCAGUGUCCGAAAGAUAUUGGAAAUUGGUCAGCUCCAACAUCAAAGAUUUGAUCAACAGCUCAUCACCCCCUUCGAGAAUUGCCAAUUUCAAUUCUAAUGUGCAGGUAGAGAAUUUAUGCUUGGCCCCAACAAACUUAUUGGUGGGUAAUAUCUUGGUGAAGAAUCUUGCAUUUGAAAAAAUCGUUGGGAUUAAAUUGACAAUUAAUAACUGGUCAAGUUUCCAAACUUUGUACGCCCACUACAUUGAAAGUUUACACGAUAACCAAAUCGAUCGUUUCCAAUUCACCAUUGACUUGGACAAAUUGGUGGGUAAUUCAUCGACCAAGAAAUUGAAUGUCAAGUUUUGCGGGUUUUACCAGUCCAAAGAUCAUCAAUAUUGGGAUAAUAACGGCAAUAUGAAUUACCAAAUCAGAUUCUCUAGACACGGGUCCUCAUCAUCAUUAUCACCUUCUACAGCUCAUAAAAAUUUCAAUCACUCCAUCAACCAAAUUUCUCGAUCCAAUAUUUCGAUGUUGAAUGAAUUAUUAUCCAAUUCCACAAAAUCAAAACCUAAAAACCGUGCCAAUAUCCCUCAUCAAGAUGAUCCGAGAAUCCAUAGCAGGUACUUCCCAGAAGAUAAUAUUGAUAAUUGGUUCAACCAUCAAAGCAUUAUUCUGCAACCAUCGUCAUCGUUGAAUGAUCAAGAUUAUUUAGGCCAAGGCCUGGGUUUCGAAGGGAAGAGUCAUAGAAGAGCCUGUUCUUUAGAUUUGGAUCUUCAUAAAUAUUAUCCACAAACCGAAAAUUUUGCUUCAAUUAAUUCUAAAACUUAUCGUGAUUUGGUUGCCAACUAUUGUUUUUAUGAAUCGAAAUAG